AACUGAAAUAAAAAUCCAUAACUGUCCACGUCAAACUAAAAUUACUAAACGAAAAAAAAAAAACAAAACGCCAUAGAAAAAUAUUUCUAAAAUUUUGCAAUGUUAUCAAAAACAUAAGAAAAUGAGUGCGAUUUUAAAAUUUAUCCGUGAUCACCAUAUCCUGGCUCAAAUAGAACAGGCUAAGGCCAAAAAGAAGUCUCGGCUGAACUUAAACUCGCACGAAAUCGUUGAUAUUCCGGACCUCCUCUAUGAUUGUUGCGAAGUCCAACAUCUUUAUUUACAUUCGAAUAAAAUAACAACACUGUCCCCUGAACUCAUGAAUUUGGUAAAUGUGACGACUCUGACGCUAGAUUACAACAACAUAUCCGCUUUGCCGCCGGAAAUAAAGAACCUGAAGAGUUUGGUGAACCUAAACUUAAGUUACAAUCCAUUGAGCAUUCUCAUUCCUGAAAUUGGUGAAUUGGAGAACCUUGAGGCUUUGUGGUGUAAUAGAAUAGGGCUCCGGGAGCUCCCGAAGGAGAUUGGGAAGCUUCAGAAGCUGGACACGCUCGGGGCGCGAGGCAAUGAGCUGAAAACAAUACCGGAAGAAAUUUCAAAACUAACAAAACUCAGAUGGCUGACCCUGGAACACAACCACAUAGAAGAGGUCCCAGACUCGGUCGGGGACCUGCAGUCACUUGUCCACUGCAACCUGAGACAUAAUCAGGUGCAGCAGUUCCCCUCUGCCUUGUUUAGGUGCAAGGAGCUCAUGUUCUUGCAGCUGAAUGAUAACCAGAUCUCCCACAUGCCAAGUGACAUAUACGACAGCUACAUCGCGUCCUCAGUUAUUGAAUGCAUAGACAUGAGAGGGAACCCAGUCUGCGAGCUGACUCGACCGGAGCACCCAGCCAUUCGCUACACAGAGCUACAGCACGCGCCGCGCGCCGUUGUAGCUGCCGGGAGCGCCGCGCCGCGCGCAGACCACCGCGACCGGAGCCCCAGCAACGUAGACGUGGAGUCGUCAUCAGACGAAUCAUCAGAGGACUGGGAGAACAGCGUGACGAGUUCCGAGUUGGACGUGCAGUACCAGAACGACGAGGAUCGGCUCGAGAAUGAGCUGGCUUUGUUUUUUCAGGCCAUUGGACUGGUGUUGCCAGAACUAUCAAUGUUCGCAUCGAGCGCCAGCUGAAUUUGCAGCUGGCAACAUUUGACAGCUAGUUUUUUCUGGAGAAGGUUUUGGCAAAGGUAUACAAAUGGCGAUCUCCAGUCUACAUAUUUUUCUUCGGUGUAAUGUAGUUAGGGACGUUAUAUAGUGCCAGAAGAAAAGACACUGUUACAUCGACAGUGGUCUAAAUGGUAUUUUAAGCCGAAAGUGGAUAUCUGAGCUCGUCAUUCUCAUCAAUUUCAAUUAUUUUAAACUUUAAGGGAUUGGAAAUAAAAGUAUGGCCAUGCUGAAAAGAUGCUUAGAUAUCAUUAACCUAGCCAACAAAGUUUAUAAUUAUUAAACUCUAUGGCACACAAAAACGUUAACAUUUAGGCGUAAGUAGGGAAAGUGAUAGAUGUUCUUCUUAGCUUGUUGGUGACUAACACUAGACCUAGGCUAGUGAAGAAUAAAGAAAAGUGAUAGGUAAUGUGAUAUACUGAGAAAAAAAUCAUUUGAAUUAGUUAAUGAAAAUGACGUGCUGAGAUUCCUUCGGCUUACUAUACGUUUUUUUCAAACAUCCUGUGUAUUCCAUUAUUCAUUAAUGUCUAGUCAAUGUUUAUAUUCAACCUAAAGAUCUGAUAUUCUAUAGUAUUAUAGUUCUAUUUUAUGAAAAUCCUGUACAUAUUGAAUGGUUAAAAUAAAUACUUACAUGAAAACAA
This is a messenger RNA of Plutella xylostella (diamondback moth), 1842 nucleotides long. NCBI's taxonomy places the organism in Eukaryota, Metazoa, Arthropoda, Insecta, Lepidoptera, Plutellidae. The record is from RefSeq and is a predicted model, not a curated record.